AUGUUAAGAGUGACAGAAAUGUCCUCAAAUAUUAUGAUGCUGAAACAAUUAUUAGAGAGUGCCCCAUAUUCAAAGUUCACUGCUUGUUGCUAUUUGUGUCAAUUCACAGCAUAUUCAGCUCAACUUCCAGCUUUAAUUUUUAUAAACAAGUCAAAAGUUUUGCUUGAAAAUCUAAUAUCGUUGGGAUUUAAAAUUUUAAAUAUUCUGAAUAUCUCUUCACCUUAUUUUAGGAAAACCUUUAUCGACUUUAAUUAA
Molecule: messenger RNA, 255 nt
Organism: Clunio marinus
Lineage: Eukaryota; Metazoa; Arthropoda; Insecta; Diptera; Chironomidae
Source: the annotation of a GenBank genome assembly